AUGAAUAUCUACAAUGCUCAAUCAAGAAAAACAGAUAAUCAAAUAAAAGCAAAAGGAUUACAAAAAGUUAAAUAUUAUUGCCAAAUGUGUCAAAAACAAUGUCGUGAUGCAAAUGGAUUUAAAUGUCAUUGUGAAACUGAAGGUCAUAGAAGGAUGAUGGAAUUAUAUGCUUCUGAUCCAAUGAAAUACCAAAAAGAUUUCUCUAAUCAAUUUCAAAAUGGGUUUAUUAGAAUAUUACAAACACAAUAUAAAAGAAAACAAGUAAAUGCAAAUAUUAUUUAUAAUGAAUAUAUUCAAGACAAAAAUCAUAUUCAUAUGAAUUCUACGCAAUGGACUUCUUUAUCAGGAUUUGUUAGAUAUUUAGAGACAAAAGGAAUUAUUGAAUUAGAAGAAAAAGAUGAAGGACUUUUUAUUAAAUUAAUUGAACCAGAAGAUGAUAAUGACGAACCUUUAAAUAAUGAAGAUGAAAGAGAUGAAUUAAAAGAAGUACUUGAUUCAAUAGUAAAACAAAAUAAAUUGUAUGGAAUAAAUGAACAAAAUAUAAAUGAUACAAUAGUUAAAGAAAAAAAACCAAUAUUUAAUAAAUUUAAUAAAAAAGAAAAGAAAAUUAGCAAAACAAUUGUGUUUGAUGAUGAAGACUUAUUUAAAAAAAGUGCAAAUAACCAGAAAAAAAAGAAAACGCCAAUUACAAAUCCAAACCAAAUGGGUUUUCAAUAA
This is a messenger RNA of Entamoeba nuttalli P19, 717 nucleotides long. RefSeq lists its product as hypothetical. The transcript has a single exon. Gene Ontology annotation, biological process: DNA replication; DNA damage response. The record is from RefSeq and is a predicted model, not a curated record. Gene Ontology annotation, cellular component: nucleus. Gene Ontology annotation, molecular function: double-stranded DNA binding. NCBI's taxonomy places the organism in Eukaryota, Evosea, Mastigamoebida, Endamoebidae. Bases 1 to 717 code for a protein of 238 amino acids.